This is a messenger RNA of Rotaria sp. Silwood2, 351 nucleotides long. The record is from the annotation of a GenBank genome assembly. NCBI's taxonomy places the organism in Eukaryota, Metazoa, Rotifera, Eurotatoria, Philodinida, Philodinidae.
AUGCAAUUAAAACGUUUUCGUACAAAACUAAAAGAGCAUGUGAUGAAUGAAACAAUCCCAAUCAUUAAAAUUUAUGAAGAAGAAGUGAUUUCAUCUCAAGUGCCACCACAAACGUUAUCAAUUAUGCCAUUAGCGCGUGACCUACAAACAACACAAUUUAUUUACACGGAAAUUCAACGUCAUGCUGUUUGGGCAAAUAUGCAAUUUUGGGAAAUGUCAUUCUAUUCUGAUGUUCAGCUUCAAAUACGAAAUUUAUAUUUAUCACAUGAAGAUUCUACUCAAAAUAAUAAUGAAAGUUCAACAGUUACAGAUUCAUUAUCAACAUUAUCAACAGAUACAAUUACACGUUAA